Oncorhynchus mykiss (rainbow trout) is the source of this 1198-nucleotide messenger RNA. NCBI's taxonomy places the organism in Eukaryota, Metazoa, Chordata, Actinopteri, Salmoniformes, Salmonidae. The record is from RefSeq and is a predicted model, not a curated record.
AGACUUGAGAGAUGGGUAGUGUAUGUGCGCCAUUCAGAGGGUGAACGGGCAAGACAAAAUAUUGAAGUGCCUUUUGAACGGAGUAUGGUAGUAGGUGCCUGGUGCACCGAUUUGUGUCAAGAACUGCAAAGCUACUGGGUUUUUCCUCACUCAACGGUUUCCUGUGUGUAUCAAGAAUGGUCCACCACCCAAAGGACAUCCAGCCAACUGGUCACAACUGUGGGAAGCACUGGAGUCCACAUGGGAGUCAGCAUCCCUGAGGAGGAGUUUAACUGGUUGCUGAAAGAGGAGGUCCAUGCUGUUUUGAAGCAGCUCCAGGAUAUACUGAAGGAGGCAUCCAGGAGAUUCUCCAUUCCUACCCCAGGACUGGAGAACCAACUGAAACAGGAGAACUUCAUCCUGGGCAGCUCAACCAUGGACCAGGUGAAAGGAGUACUGACUCUACAGGGAGAAGCCCUGACUCAAGCUGACAUCAAUCUGAAAACUGCUAAAAGCAACCAAGUGAUGCAUUUCACAUUCAGGGAUGAUAAGCACUGGAAAUUACAACAGAUCCAGGAUGCUAGGAACCAUGUGAACCAGGCUCUGCAGCUGCUGAGUGGUAGAGAUGAGAGCUACCACUUUAAGACUGGGGCCGAGGUCAACAAGCUGAUGGACGCGGUGAUGCUCCAGCUGACCAGGGCUCGUAACCGCCUCACCACUCCGGCAGCCAUGACCCUGCCGGAGCUGGCCACCAGCGGCCUCAUGAAAAUGUUCACUCCUCCAAUGCCAGGCGAUGUGAUGGUGAACUUCUAUAUCAACCUGAGUAAGCUGUGUCUGACUGUCUACCAGCUGCACGCAAUGCAGCCCAACACUACCAAGAACUUCAAGCCAUCUGGAAGCUCUGUGUUACACAACCCCGGAGCCAUGUUCGAGCUGAACAAUGCUAAGUUUGAGGUGAGCCAGGUUCACAAGGUGGAGUGCGUUGUCCCCUGGCUCAACAACACCCUGAUCUUCUUCACCAUCUCACUACAGCUCUGUCAGCAGCUCAAGGACAAGAUUUCUGUCUUCUCUAGUUUCUGGAACUACCGACCGUUCUAACCUCCUGCAGCUAGCUGACCGUCAGAAUGCCUAGGAGUUCUAAACAUCCUGCAGCUAGCUGACCGUCAGAAUGCCUAGGGGUUCUAACCUCCUGCAGCUAGCUGACCGUCAGAAUGCCUAG